Molecule: messenger RNA, 914 nt
Organism: Candidula unifasciata
Lineage: Eukaryota; Metazoa; Mollusca; Gastropoda; Stylommatophora; Geomitridae
Source: the annotation of a GenBank genome assembly
GUCCUGGCAGAGGGAAAGGUCCGCCUGCCUCUGCUUACCCUGUGAUGCUCCAUCAGAGUCCUUCCAACUAUGCUGCGGCUGCUGGUAGCACAGCACCACCGCCAGAUCUGUAUGCAGGCAAUUUAGAUGGAGUGGGUGAUCCAUCAACUCUCACUCGUGCCCAACAAGAAGAACUAGAAAUGUAUUAUAGAAAAGGAACAGAUCAGCAUUUAACAUUUUUGCGCAACAUGCGUGAAGCUCAUGCUAUGUACCCUUUUACGGGUAAGCGUGACAAAGAACUUUUCGAUAAAGCGUUGGCAGAGCUCUUCCUUCGUAUGCCUGUCCUCACGUAUCACCCUAAAAGGGCUUUGGAGACAUUCUAUGUUAAUGCAACGCGGAAAAUGCAAAAAAGACGUCUCAGAGCCAAUGUGAAGGGUCAGUUCAAGUCACCAGCACGUGGUGGCCGAGGGCAUCAGUUUGGCCGUCAGGCUUUCCAUGGUGGGCAGCAGGGCUUUCCUUACACCCCCGGAGGUUAUCCAGGGCACCCAGGACUUCAGGGCAUGGAGAGGAGAGCAUCGUCAGCAGGUUCAGAAGGUGAAAGUUUUCUGCAAGCACCAGGAGAUGAAACCUAUGAUUAUCAGCAGUUAGCAUCUGAUGACAGCCACGACACGCAGCAGUCAAUGGGGGACUUCAGCCAGUCUCAGGCCGGCUUCCAUGGGGCAUUUGGUAACGGCAGCAGUCAGCAGGGUGGAGAAGCUCGAUUAGACCAACAAGCUGGAGAUGGUGGUGGUGGGGGACAUAACAGUGAAGGUGGAGGUAGUGGGCUUCCGCACAGCCCCCCAGACAUUAAAUACGAGGUCACCCCCAUGCCAUUUAUGAAGACCAAUGACUUUGAACUUAUAGAGAUAGAUCCUGACGAUGAAGAUGACAUUUAA